This is a messenger RNA of Elgaria multicarinata webbii, 2537 nucleotides long. RefSeq names its product tetratricopeptide repeat protein 24-like. Lineage: Eukaryota; Metazoa; Chordata; Lepidosauria; Squamata; Anguidae. Gene Ontology annotation, molecular function: protein binding. Bases 333 to 1637 code for a protein of 434 amino acids. The transcript is spliced from 6 exons. The record is from RefSeq and is a predicted model, not a curated record.
CUUCCUUUUAUUUGCCCUGGAUCUCCCACCAAUCAGCUUCAUGGGAUGACCCCAUUGGGUUCUAGUAUUUUGAGAGAGGGAGAAAAAUGUCUCCCUAUCCACAUUCUCCACACCAGGCAUCAUUUUAUACGCCCUCAGGUCCCCCAUAACGCUCCUUUUCCCCCAAGCUAAACAAUCCCAGCUGUUGUAACCUUCCCUCACAGGGGAGAUGCUCCAACCCCUUGACCCAUUUUAGUUGCCCUUUUCUGCACUAAAUAGACAGAGCCCAUUUUAUAGUGCAAGUGGUGUGACCGUGCUUGGUUUUGCAGCAUCCAGUAGCCAUUUCGGAAGGCAUGGCCUCCUCGCCAGUCUCUGGUCCUACCGAAGCCCAGCCUGGGAGCCAAACUGCAUCCCUCAAAACUGAAACUCAACGUCUGCUGAAGGCCGGAAUAAACUUUUUCAACGCUAACCAAGAUGGCUGGGCUUUGGCCAUGUUCAAAAAGGCCUACCUGCUCUCGGGUCGCCUCCCAGAGUCUCCCAGCCAAGCCCGAUGCCUCUUCAACCUCGGCGCAGCCUACAUCGCCACCGGGAAGCCCAGCAAAGGCCUCAGAUGCCUGUGGAAGUCCAGGGGAGCUGUAGCCCAGGAGGAAGACGGCGACUUCUACUUCAACGUCGCCGCUGCUUACGACUGCCUGAGGGAGUACGCCAAAGCCGCGGACUUCUACAGAAAGGCCGUCCACGAAUACGGCACGGAUCAAACCCGAAGCGCCGCUGAGGCCCUGACCAAGUUGGCUUAUUGCCUGGUGAGCACAGGCGACACGGCGAGGGCCGCACAAACGUUUCGCCAGGCUGGCCGGGCCUACCAAAGGGUGCAGCUGCUGGAAGACGCCGCCAUGGCCAUGAGGGAGGCAGCCAACUAUUUCCUACGAAGCCCAAAUUACUCCCAAGACGACGUCUUGGAGACGUUGGAGGCGUGUGGCCAGCUGUGUACUGGCAUAGCCAACCAGGAGUUGCUAGGCAAACUCUACAAUGACCUGGGGCUGCACUAUGCCGAAAUCAGGCGCUUUGAGCAAGCGGAGCGGCAUUUUGACGCAGCUCUGGAGCUCUGCGACCGCCGGGGGAACUUUUCGAUCCAGAAGAGAGCCGUCCUGCUGCAAAACUUGGGUGCCACCUGCAACGCCCUGGAGCAGUUCGCAAGGUCCCUGAGGUUCCACAGCGAGGCGGCUGACAUGUAUGGUGCGCUGGGCGAGGGUCAGAGGGCUGCCCAGGCUCAAUGCAUCUACAAUUUGGCCACCGCUCACAGGCAGCUGAAAAACUACAACAUGGCAGAAUUUUACUAUCAGCAGGCGCAGAAAGCUUUUGCAGAGGCAGGUGACUCGGAUGGUGAGGCGCGUGUCUGCGAGGAGCUGGGGACGACUCAUCUCUGCCAGGGCCACUUUGAUCAGGCCAUCCGGGAUUACACACACGCCCUGGGUCUGUUUGAAAAGUCAAAGGAAAUAUCUGAUGGCCCCCAAGAACGAAUUCGGGAGAAAAUGGCAGAUGUUGAGAACCAUCGAGCGAAUGCCUCCCAGGGCCACGUUUCCCACAGCGAUGGCUUUUUGGAUUCAGACGCAGAUGGUUCCAGACUGUUCCAGUGGCAGGAGCCCGAGCCGUGGUGAAAAUGUUCCAUGGAUCGAAAGAGGCACCAUUUGAAGCAUGCUCAUGUGUCCUCUUCUUGUCUGCCAACUGCAGGGAAAGAGGAGAUGGAGCCUGGGGAUUUCUAGUUCUAAACAGGUUCCUGAUUCCUCACCCUGUGCAAGAACAACCACAGCAAAGCCAGGAGGGACAGUCAAGCUCAGACCCACCUUUCCAAAAGACAGCUCAUGCAUCAUACGCCACCCAUACGCCACCCAUGCGCCCCAUUAGACAGCGAGUCAAACGAGUCAUGGGACAUUGAGUGCACAUCGCUUUCAUUAGUGGGGACGAUCUCAUAAUUCACAGGGCCCUCGAUGCGUUUCCCAAAGCCACACCACAACCGGCAGCACCGCUGCCUCUCCAUCUCAAGCGGGUUUGCCUUUAGACGUGCGUGGCGAACCUGGCUAAUGAAACGUGUUACACAGGCAGCAGCUAUUUUUAAUUCAAAGGCAAGUCCCUGGAAAUCUGGCAAUUUAAAUUCAACUCGUUUUGUCGGUUCUUAUUAUCCGUUUCCUAUGAUACGGGAGGUGAAUCUGCAAAUCGCCUUCUUUGCCGAGAAACAGGGGACGUGGGCCCAGCCCUCUUUGUCGUCGGCCCCCAGCCUGGGAGGGGCUGCUCACGCUAUGGGUCCAAGCCCCCUUGACAUGGACAGGAGCGGUGCAGGAGUGGUCACAUGCUUGCAUGUACCUCCCAGCCAUUGCAAUAAAUGAGUCUUUUACAGGACAACUUCCUGGGCCCAUCUUAAUUAGCAGGAAAGGGGGAGCUAUUUGAAUUCCCUGCCGGAGGCAGCAAAACAUAUCAUUUUUAGAGAUUCUCUAACAAUGUCAUGGAAUGGCUAGAACUGUGCGUGUGGGUUUUUUUGGUUGUUGUUUUUUUUACAAAAG